Molecule: messenger RNA, 837 nt
Organism: Carya illinoinensis
Lineage: Eukaryota; Viridiplantae; Streptophyta; Magnoliopsida; Fagales; Juglandaceae
Exons: 1
Coding region: 10-657 (215 amino acids)
Source: RefSeq, a predicted model, not a curated record
AUUACAUCAAUGAAGAAACCAUCAAAAUUGAGAAGCAAUUUGUUUAAGUUUCUAAUAGUACCGCAUGCAGCAUCUAGAUCUGCUGUAAAUUUCCAGUUCCAGAGCCCAUCUCUUAGCCCUGCAAAAAUAUAUGUUGGCGCAGGCAGAUCAGGAUCUUCCGGUACUAGUCCUUCCGUUUCAAUACUCCCUCCAGAGGCUCGAAGAAAGAAGAAGAAUGGAAGCUUUGACGCACGAGAGCCCACCUCCCCAAAAGUCUCGUGCAUGGGCCAUGUCAAGAAGACGACGCCCAGCAAUCCUAAGCGCCGGGUUUCAUCACCUCCGCCACAACCACAACCAACCAUGCGCGACGUUUCUUGUCCAAGCAAAGAGGUUAAGAUAAAAAAGAUCAAGAAGCAAGAAGUUGUUAAGAUUGAUUAUUUCGUGGGACGAAAGCGAGGUGGGAAACCCGAUGGCUCCAGCUGCCGUGAAAAGCCAAGGAUUCCAGAACAAGUACAUGAGACGCCACGGCCUUCUUUGAGUCAGAUAAAGCGGUUUUCAAGCGCUCGCGGUGCACUUUCCAGCUUUGACUGGAGAAUUCAGGGUGCAGCGGGGGUUCCAGCCGAUUGCAAGGAAGAUCAAAGGAGACGAAGAAACGCUUCGUCAGCCAAGAAAUUUUAGGAAAAUAAAUUCAUGACAACCUGAAAUUCUUAACAUGACAAAAUACAUUAGUUUGUAAAAUUCCUUGUACUGAAAAGUAGAUCUACGUAUCAAUCACAAUUUAUGAACAUAUUAUUAUUGUAAAGUACUUACAAUAAUCUCGGACUCACUUUAAUUAUAUAUUACAGUACCCUGUGUCAA